Messenger RNA from Strongyloides ratti, 525 nucleotides. RefSeq lists its product as hypothetical. The coding region runs from base 1 to 525 and encodes 174 amino acids. The record is from RefSeq and is a predicted model, not a curated record. NCBI's taxonomy places the organism in Eukaryota, Metazoa, Nematoda, Chromadorea, Rhabditida, Strongyloididae. The transcript has 2 exons.
AUGUGUCAUUCAAGAAAAGAAUUACCAUUUGCAUCAAUUAAAAGUCCAAGAAGAAAUACCGCAAUAACAGAUCUUGAAUCUCUCUCAUCAAAUUUAUCACUUGAUGGAACUGUAGCAUCUAAACUUUCUAUAACAAAAUCAAGAGAAAGUAGUGUUAAUAUUGAUGUAAUAAGAAAAUAUUCAUCAACAAGACGUCAAUCAGACUAUUUACAUCCUAAAUAUUCUUUACCACCAAUUAAAAUUCAACUCGAUGAUAGUGAUUUACUAAUGGAAUUUGAAAAUGUUUUAAGAACACCAAUUGGUAAUAAUUUACCAUCUUCUAAAAGUAACUCCUCAAGACACUCCCCAAUAAAUUCAUGUUCAAUAGAAAUUGAAGAUGAAGAAAAUUAUUAUAAAAUGUUAACAAAACAUAAUUUUCCAAACGAAAAAUUAAUGGAAAGAACAAUACCAAUACAAGAUUCUCGACUUUUAACAAUUCCUGUUAAUAUUAAUGCAACUUCUUCUGCUAAAUUAUUACCGGUAUAA